This is a messenger RNA of Phymastichus coffea, 2580 nucleotides long. It is a transcript of the gene OstDelta, whose product is annotated as dolichyl-diphosphooligosaccharide--protein glycosyltransferase subunit 2. Lineage: Eukaryota; Metazoa; Arthropoda; Insecta; Hymenoptera; Eulophidae. Gene Ontology annotation, cellular component: membrane; oligosaccharyltransferase complex. The coding region runs from base 131 to 2080 and encodes 649 amino acids. Gene Ontology annotation, biological process: protein N-linked glycosylation. The transcript is spliced from 11 exons. The record is from RefSeq and is a predicted model, not a curated record.
AAUUUAUCUGGGAGUCUUCCGUUGGCCACUCGACCAUUUUUCGUCGUGACACGCGCAAUGGAUAAAGAGCCAUCUUGUUCGAGAAGCCGACGUGGCGGCCGGCUUGCCAACAAGUUCUAUCGCUGGAAUUAUGAAUCCUACAUGGAUACUUUUGCUCAUUGCUGCUGCAGCAAGCAUAUCAGCUGCAGACGUGCCAUCUUCAACAAAUUCAUAUUUAACAGUGGCUGAUAAGCUUCGUUUAAAAAAAGUCUUAGAACCUGGACAUAAAUUGUUAGAUUUAGCCCAAACUCAUUAUGCAGUUCUUGGAUAUAAACUCUUGAAUGAACCUAUUACAAAGAUUGGUGAAACUUGUGAGUUUUUGAUAAAAUCUGCUGGAGAUUCUGUAUUAACAACAGAGCAGAUAUAUUACCUGGCUACUACAUGGAAAACUCUUGAAAAAUGUCAACCCAAAUCAAUCCCAUUGUCCUCUUUUACAAAGACAUUGACAGCUGUAAUAGAUAAAGAAAGUUCUACUAUUCCCGAGCUAUAUUAUGCAGUUACUGCUUUAGUAUCAUUUGGUCAAAAAGUUUCAGAUGCUUCUGCAACAAAGUUGAUGAAAAAUUUACAAGCUUCUCUGAAGAAAGAUGAUAAUUUAUUGAAUUUAGGUUACAUAUUUCAUAUUGCUGCUGACUUAGGGCCUGCUGGAAGUUUUGCACUGAAUCAAAUUGAUGAUGCUAUUGUUCAAGCUGAUGAAGUAAAUGGACGAUUUUUGCAAUUUGAAGGAGGGCUAUCUAUUACAAGUUUAAUUGUCAAUGGAAUUUACAGACUUUCAUCAGCAUUAAAGAAAAAACCAACUAUAUCAUCUCAACAGAUUGUUAAAUUAGCCAAUUAUUUCUUAUCACGUAGAUCUGUUCAGACACCUAAAGGCGUUGUUAAUCUACUUUCUUCGAUUCAUACAUUAGCUACAAAUGAAUUUGAAAAACCAAUUUGCAUAACUUUAUCUGAAGAUGGAGUAGUAAUUUCUACUAAGCAACCUUUAGUACGAAUUAAAGUUUGUGAUAUUCUUGGGAAUCCCUUACCAUCUGUAACUAAUGUUAUAGCUAAUACUGCGACAAAAGUUAGCGAUGAUGUAGUUGUCAUUAGUAAAAAAAAUUUCCAAUCUACUCCGAAUGAUAAAACUUUAUUCACAUUGAAUUUUAUGGCUACAUCACCAGAGCCAGGAUUUUAUAAAAUAGCAGUGUCUGCCGGCUCAGUCGUUAAUACAGUAAGUGUUAAAGUACUUACUGAAGUUAAAGUUGAUUACUUAGAAAUAGGAACUGCUGAUGCUGAUCAAACCACUCAACCAAAAUUAGUCAAAGUUACUCAUCCACAAAAGCUUGGCCAAAAAAUUGAAGCAGAUUCUCAGCAAAAACUUGUUAUCCGAUUUUUGUUGAAAGACGCUGUUAAGAAUAAGCCAUUAAAAGUACAUCAAGCAUUUGUUCGUCUUUCAUCCAUUGUCUCCAAAGAAAAUGAUAAACAGGAAAUUAUUUUUGUAGCUGAAUCUGAUGCCUCCAACGUUUACAAAUUUGAUAUGCCUGUUGGAAGCGAAGCAAAAAACUUUAAUUAUCAAAGCACUGAUUACAAUAUCGAAUUGAUCGUUGGUGAUGCAAUUUUGAGCAAUUCUUUUCAGUGGACUGUAGCAACAAUUGGUUUGAAAUUCCCAGAGACAGCAGCUUCUGAAGUUGCUGAAAAAUCAACUUACAGACAAAAACCUAAUGUGUAUUCACCAAAGCCUGAAAUUAAACAUUUGUUCCGUGAGCCUGAAAAACGACCAUCAGCAUUAGUCUCAAACUUUUUUACCGCUUUAUGUGCAUCGCCCAUUCUUGUCCUGUUAAUUUUAUGGGCUAAAUUAGGCAUUAAUAUAUCGAAUUUCCCAUUUUCGUUAAGUGCUAUUAUAUUCCAUCUUGGAUUGGGAGGUAUAUUUGUACUGUUUGGCAUGUUCUGGUUGAAACUGAAUAUGUUUAUCACUUUAAGAUACCUUCUUGGGCUUGGAUUGGUUACUUUCUUGGCUGGUAAUAAACUAUUGUCACGAAUAGCUCACAACAGAAAGGGAGCCCGCUAAUUUGGCACAUGAAUUUCACGCGUAGACUGAUCCAUUGAGUUACAGGUAGUAAAAUGUGCCCAUGUAAUGUGAUACUCAGCAUAAAAUCGUAUCGGACAUAAGUAUUGUAUUCUGAAACCAAAAUCUUUAGACGGCAAAACUUUUAUGAUGAUAAUUUCAAUGAAAAUGUAAUUCGCUGCAUAAUGCAUGUGAAUAAAAUAUGUAAAAUGAAAUGCUGCCUGAUGACAGUAUCGUUAUAAAAAAGCACUUUCUUUAUUUUUGCGCAGCAAACUAAGUUGUAUACUUAACUUUUUCAUGAAAGUACGUGUAAAUUACGAUAUAAUGUCGGUGUGUGUUAUAAACAUUUUCGUACUCAUGAUUAUUUCUAAAUAAGAUUAAAGAUUGAGUGUUGCAAUAACGAGACAUUCCUACGAAAGAAAACUCGAUUUUCUGGCAUCGCUAUUUCUAAAUGGGACUGAUGUCAAUUUAUGAUUUUUUAUGUACAGAUUUUAAAUAUAUAA